This is a messenger RNA of Oreochromis niloticus (Nile tilapia), 4090 nucleotides long. RefSeq names its product inositol polyphosphate-1-phosphatase (gene inpp1). The record is from RefSeq and is a predicted model, not a curated record. The transcript is spliced from 6 exons. Lineage: Eukaryota; Metazoa; Chordata; Actinopteri; Cichliformes; Cichlidae. Gene Ontology annotation, biological process: phosphatidylinositol phosphate biosynthetic process. Gene Ontology annotation, molecular function: inositol-1,4-bisphosphate 1-phosphatase activity. The coding region runs from base 339 to 1472 and encodes 377 amino acids.
CUUGUUGGCCGCUCCUUGAAAAACCUACACGCCGUGCGUCACGUAGCUGCGCGCCUGUCUGAACCUUGUAUUUGUCAGCCUAGAUGUGAGGGCGCCGUCCGCCCUUCUUCGAUCGGAAACUCGCACUGACGUAAAGAAGCCAGAGCAGGCAGAUCCUCGAGUUAAUUAAGAGCUUUAAAACCGGAAUUUUACACAAAGUCCACACCUUUUUUCCGGUUUUGCUUCUUGUCUCCUGGAAACAUCCUCGUUUGGUGACUGGAGCACUAACAGAAAAACACAGGUAACGAGAAGAGGGGCACACGAGAGGAAAAGAGGCAGUUUUUAACCUGGAGUUUGGCAUGGCUGAUCUGCUGAGGCUGCUGCUCAAGGUGGCUGAAAAGGCUGCUAACGUGGCUCGGGUCUGCAGGCAGGAGGCUCCCCUCUUCCAGCUCCUUGUGCAAGAAAAGACCGGAGAUGACAAGAACAAGAAGUUCGUCCAAGACUUCAAGACGCUCGCCGAUGUGGUGAUUCAGGAGAUGAUCCGGCAUGAUGUUGGCGCUCAGUUCCCUGACAUGGCUGACUUUAUUCAUGGCGAGGAGUCUAACAAGUUUGAAAACGGGCUUGGAGAGAGUGUGAUAGUCACGGUUUGCAGCACAGAAGAGGAGACGGCGGCGUUGCUGGCCACCGUGCUUGACGGUGACCACACAGCAGCUUCUCUGCUGGCUAAAGCCAUCCACCAAGACCCGGCGACCGUCGAGGCAAACACCGAUGGCCUGACUGUUUCCCUCAGCCCGUCUGAGCUCGGCAUCUGGAUCGAUCCCAUAGAUGCUACCAGCCAGUACAUACAGGGCCGAGAGGAGGAGCUGGAGGAGGGCCGCUUGUCUCCAUCAGGUCUGCACUGUGCAUUGGUUCUCAUCGGCGUUUACCUCCGGAGCACAGGCGAGCCCAUCAUGGGCGUCAUCAAUCAGCCGUUUCACCACAAAGAUCCAGCAGGCGGGGGGUGGAAGGGAAGGCAUUUCUGGGGCGUGUCCUGGGGCGGCAUCAACGUCUGCUCUGUGUCCCAGCCGAAAGAUGGAGAGGAUCGAGGGCUGUCUGUGGUGCUGAGUUCCAGUGAGAAGCAGGUGGUAAAAGAUGCACUAGCCUUGCUCUGCAGCUCUGACAAGCUGAUGUACGCCUCUGGAGCCGGCUACAAGAUCCUGUGUGUCAUUGAGGGCCUGGCUGAUGUUUACAUCCUCUCAGAGGGAAGCACCUUUAAGUGGGACUCCUGCGCUCCUCACGCCCUGCUCCGAGCACUCGGUGGGGGGGUGGUGGACUUGACUAAGCGUCUACAGAUGACCAGUGAAGGACAGGAUCACACAGCAGAACUGACCUAUCAUGAGCCUGACACUGAGUGCAAAGGAGCUGACCGCUGGGCUAACCGUGGCGGCCUGGUGGCUUAUCGAGACUGUUCUAAGCUCAACACCGUCAUCGCAGCUCUGAAGGGCAAGCUGUAGAUGACAGAAGAGCAGAUGUAGCCGGCACGCUCUGAAGCAUUUAUACAUAUGAUCAUGUUUUCGAUAUUAGGCAAGGAAAAUUAUGGGUGUAGAAGUGGAAAUAUUAUAUUCAUAAAUGAUACAGUCUUCUUCUUAACCAGCUGUUUAUGCAGUCGUGUGUGUGUGUGUGUGUGUAUAUAUCGCAAAGUGACAAUCGGAUCUGAGGCAAAUUAUAUUUGCAAAUGUUUAAAUUUAAGUCAAAGAUGGAGCUGAGACAGAUUCCAACUUUUCUAAAGGAAAAUAAAGUUUGGAUUAAAAGCUCCAAACAUUUAGUUUUCAGGCAUCUUUAUGAUGUCAUCCAAAGGUUUUUAAUCUGGUGCUUGAGAAUAAAGAAGCUCCACCUGCCUGCUGUUCAAACCUUCUAUUUGUGGGGACCAGCCAAUCAGGAUAAAGUUGGCUUAAAGAGAGAGGAGCUAAUUCGGCUUGUUUGACAGUGAAUGCAACAUAAACAAGGUUUAUUUCAGACUGUUAACUGUGAACUGGAAAUAAACACAGGGGUGAAAGAAGAAAGACGGACACGAUCCUUGCAGGACAAUCGGCACUUAGGUUAUGAAAAAGGAGAAAGCAAAACAAAUGUGAUGUUUAUGAAUCAAUCAGGCAAAUGGGGAAAAAAAUAACAUGCUGGCGUUUCUCUUAAGGUAGUUGACAAUUUAUCAAAAGAUCCAUGUAGGUAGGUAUUUUAUGUCAAAAGCACAAAGGUAAUACCAUUAUCAGUUAAUGAAAUGCACUGAAUUUAUAUAUUCUAGAAUGGGCUGCCCGUUAUUAUCAUUUUUUUUCAUUUGUUUUUUGGAUGGGGCAUGAGGAGAAAAAUAAUCUUUAAAAGAAUAGCCCCCCUCAGGUUCAUUGAGUGCAAUAGACGGCAGAUGAUGAGCAACAAGUCAUCAGUUUUGAUGCAUCAGUCCGGCCUGUCUGCUUCCUCAUUGCUGAUGAAACAAACUAAAUAUUUGUAAAUGUGAUUUAGCUCAGACAUGCAUUGAUUAAGUGUUGCAUUUAGAGUGUUUAAUAUAGUUGCGAAGAGCUUGAGUGCUCACUGCUGGGCAGCUGAGGAACACUCCAGGAAAGGUAACGGGGGCAUCGCAGGGUCGCUUCUGAAUACAAGAUUUUUCUUUGCUUUAAUGAGGCAAGCGGGAUCUACUUUUUUUUCUUUCAUCGUUAUUUCAUAUCUAACGGGCUAUAAAUGACUGAAUCAGACUACAGUUGAAUGGCGUGCAGUUAUCUGCACCUCUCUGAAAUGAUUCCUUGUAAGGACCCUCUUUUUCGUAGCCAUAACAAGGGUAAAGGUCAGAGAGUGGGAAAGCCAUAUAAGGUAAAACCCACAGAGAUUCCUUCUCGGUGUGGGUUUACAGUAAAAUUAAAUAUUAAGCCAGUCUGAAAGACGGAAUCUGUGCCGGCUUGCAGGCAGCAGAUUCUUAUCAAUAUGUCUGCCACACACAGCCGUGUAACCUCACUUUGUUUAUGUUUAAAAUGAUAUAACGGUGAUAUGCAUUGUAACUGAGGUGUAAUUAAAGUUUAAUAAGCAGGAAACAGAACAGACAUUGUGCAUAUAGGAAAUCCUCUUUAUUUUGGAAACCAGAGAAAGCGGCAGGGGGAGUGGGGGGGAAGAAACCCAAAAGUGAUAUUUUAAAACCAGCCAGGGAACUCGCCUCCUUAGUCCCUACAAAAAACCCUGAUGAUUGUCUGAUAUUUUUUGCAAUAAUUCUGCAUAUUCUGUUAAAAAACUUUAAGGAAAAAAAUAAUUAAAAAAGGUCAUUGUGUUGGCUCCUUCUUUAACUUGUUGGACUUUGAACUGCUACCUUUAACACACGUCACAGCACGUUCUCAAAUCAAGCAUGAAGCAUGAAGUCACAGCUGUGGGUCCAGUUUCCUGAACAGGAACUGAAGCAAAUCUUUGACAGUGUUUAUGUAAUGUCAAAGUAUGGAUUACAAAUAAGCGGGAAAACGAGUAUGCAAUAAGAAUUUAACCCUGCCCAGUUUAAAACCCCUAAUUAAGAUGGAAUCUGCUUUUAUUUUCUCAUUUUAACCAGGACUAGAUUUAUACUUUGAACUCCAAGAAAAAGGAAGGGACGCUUUAAUUAGACACUCAUUUACUCCCAUGUCCAGGAAACUGGUCAAAUACAUAUAACAAAAAAACUAUUUGACACAAUGAAGGAAACAUGGCAAACGCAUCAUCCUGCUUGAGCUCAAACUAUAUUUGCAACAAAGACUUCUUUCAAGCUUCCAGGCGAACACACGCUUUGCAUCACAAAAAGCAUUCACAUACUUUGUCAAGAGGGUAACGGAUGUGCAAUUAAAUGUCACUCAUUUAACUUUCAGAUUCUACAAAACAAAUAAUAACAUAAUAAAUCUUGAUUUGUAGAUGAGCUGUUAGCUUAGUGAGCUACACCUCCCACUCAGCUGCAGCUGGAGCCUUGCUGGCUGGACUAAACCACUGAUGACUGUUCAAAAUCCCCCUCUUGUUAUUACAGUGGUGGGUGUGCAAAUUAACACAAAGGGAAAAAAUUAAAAUCACCGACAAUGGACGUACUCAAUGGACGUGACUGUCAAUGUUAAAAAGAAGCGCUUUUAUCAGAGGCCUCAUA